UGGUUUGAUUUAAAAUAGAGAUUCUGUAGAGACGGUAGAGACAAGUGACAGGUGAUUCAAAAUUUGUUUGCGCGGCGAGAAGCCCCUUGGAAAAGUAGUUACGUGGAGGGGGAUUCGGUGUUGGCAAGCAAGUGUCGGUCAAGUGGUUGUGUAUUCCGGGUUCCGGGUUAUUGAAAAUAGUCUCAAGUGAGCAGAGCAUCUAAUCAGCUGUCGCCCGUGCAGUUGAAUGUAUCACAAAAUUGCAUCGUCGUUGGUCGCAGUCGUUCUGCGUAUUCCGAUGCGCCAUGGAAAAAUAGUGUGUUAGACAUGAAUUCGUAGAUAAAUAAAGGUGGGAGGUCGAAGACAAGUGUAUAAAAAUAAUGGCGGAGAAACAUGAGCAGAUACCGCCAAGAGAUAGUGGCGAGAUUUUUAUUCCAUUGUUGUUAUUAUCGUCCGCGAUUUUUUGGUACAUUAUAGGUUAACAGAAUUUUUUAAAUUUCUCGUCUAUGAUGGCAAUCCUCGCCACCCACACAAAAAGUGUAUAAAUGGAAGUGUGUAAUCGUUUAAAUGUGUACAUAGUUGAUUUGCGGUUGUAUCGAAACUAAAGGAAGAAAGCGUACAGCUCGCGUCAUCGGAAACGUCAUCUUUAUUUAUAUUAGGAAAUACGAAAUUAUCAAUCAUGCGUUUUAACAAACAAGAAUUGAUGACAUUGGCGACUCAGCCGUCGCAAAAAUUCGAAAAGGAAGGAACUUUGUAUGUACGCGAAAGACAGGAAGGUUUCUUUCGACGAACUGACAGUAGUACAAGUGAAAAGAUUGAGAUGAAAAGAGAAAACGGAAAGAGACACAAGUCUUUAAGAGAUUUGAGUUGCGUCUCAGCAGGCACAAGUAACAAAGCGAGCUCCGAACGAUGGUGUCGUCUACGUGGGAAUCUUUUAUUUUACUUCAAAUCUAAAGAACAAUGGUCAGAGCCGCUCGGUGUCAUCAUUUUGGAGCAUUGCACAUUCAGACUGGACGAAACGAGUCAAGAUAUUUACUUCGGCUUUAGUAUUGUUUUCGAUGGAGGUCUUUUACAACAACUGGGUGCAAGCUCUUCGGAAGAACGUGAUACCUGGUUGCAGGCGUUACAGUUGGCGAGUUACGAGUGCAUGAGAAGUCAAUUGUUAGCAUUGCGUCAGCGUAUCGAGGCUUGCAGUGGUCACAAGCAUGACACAGACAUCCACAUGUUGCGGCUUCAGCGUGGCAUCGUUACGGAUCCAGCGGAAAUUCCUGUGUGCGAAAUAUCGGUCGCUUGUGACAAUCUAUUGUGCGAUGGACAUGGUCGUCCACCUAAUCCCGUUUUAGAAAUUGACGUUCAAACUGUUCGCAGGAGGACUUGGAUUAAAUACGCUAAAACUGAAAUUGUUGAGCGAAGUAGUAAUCCAAGUUUUCUGACAACGGUAAGCUUCAGAGCGAGUGACGAUCUGACGAUCGACAGCAAAGUUCGAAUAACUGCUUACGACGUGCGGGAACGGGUCAGUCAAACGGCAACACCGAUCGGCAGCGCUAUCGUAACAUUUGGUGCUGUUCAGGACACCCCGAGACUGAGAAUACCAUUGAAAUCGCCCAAAUCGACAACAGUCGGUUUUUUAACGAUCAACGUAUGGAAUUUGGAGGCUGAAGACAAAGGGAACAGUACGGAGAGCACUCCGUCUCGUAACGUGCUUCCUUCGACUACAACCACAAAUGGCGACCAGAUUUUCACGCACAGACGAUCGCACUCUUUGCCACCGAGACUUGGAACGAAAAUCAAACUUCCUCACCAAGGGCAACUCAAGUUUCUGUUCGCAAAUCCUUACGUUCAAACUUAUAGGUUUCAUUCUGGCCUCGGAGGUGAUAUUUGCGUUCAUGAGAUCAUGGCUGAGAGUAAACUCUGCUUCCAAUUUCCUCAACAGUUAUUAGCUAUUUGGAUCCACGAGGAGAAAGAGUUGCUGCAGGAAGUCGCUGGAAUGGGAGAGCUCCGGGAGCCGUGGCACAACAAGCAGGUCCAAUUGCUCGAUCGUCAUUUGCAUCUCUUACAUCUCUAUUCUCAAGCUCGUGAAAAUCUGUGCUCGUUCAAAGGCAGUUACUUCAAGAGAUCUUCGCGUAAAACCGACAGAACGCUCGAAUUCGCUCCGGUUAAUUUGCACCUUCAGAGGAUGUGGGUACACAACGACACUUUGAACAAAUGCGGAUUCUACGACUUCAUCAGCGUCGGAGCGUUCACGGCUCAUUCACACAAGAGUAAAAACGGCGGUCUCAUCAGAUUAGUCCAAGCGUUGAAAGAAUCGCCAGCUCGACACGCGAAUCUCUACCAAGGAUCGUCGAAAAUAACGAUGGCCCACGACGCGAUACAAGCGAUAAAACAAUUGCGUCGUGACGUGGUCGAGGCGAUGCGAUCGCUGAUGAAACUGGCGAGGGACAAGCAGACGAGCGGAAUGUUGCCAAUUUGCGAGGACAUGAUAUCGAAAACGCGAAUAUUGUUGAGUCUCUGGGAUCCUGGUUUGGUUGAAGAAGCCUUGACGUUUCUGGAGGAGCACAAAGUGGCGAAAAUCCCUGAAGAAGAUCAGCCAGAGCGUGGAUUCAGCGAUUCGACAACGUCGAUCGCGAACCAGUCUCUUUCGCCUUUCAAACGAAUAACUCAGAGGCUCAAUUUCGAUCUCAAAAGUUCCGAUUUCGACGACUUCAUUUCCCCGGACACGCCGGACUGCGUUCAAGAUCUUUGGGUCGAGGGAACCGAAGCUACAAACAAGUACACGAGUUUGUCGUGCGAUUGCGAAAUCAACAGCAAUUUGUGCAUAAACAAACACGAGAAUUUCGUUAUAUUUCCGGACGUCGACGAUGAAACGGAGUCGGCGAAUCCAACGAGCAGUAAAGAAAAUAAUAACGAAACGUCAAACGACGAUCGAACGAACGAAGAAGACGAGGACGAGGACGAAGACGACGAUGACGAUGACGACGACGACGACGACGACAGAGUUCGCGCGAAAUUCGACCUCGGAAAACGCUUCUUGGACACCCAAAAAAUGUGCAAUUCUCCUUCGGCUAAUUAUUACAAGCCUACCGACGAGCCUGAACCUUGGGACCUAACGCAAUUGAAUAUCGAAGCCAGCGUCAUGUGCUUAGUAUCUAAAGUCAAAUUUCUAUGCGGACGAUGCAGCAGCCCGGCUGUUCGAUUGCGCAAUAAAAAUUCAAUCGGAAGAUCACAGAGCCUCAAAUGUUAUCUCGUUAAUGAACGCGGAAAUAAUAGCGUUUCCGCUGUCGUUACGAUUCAACCGAAAAAUGAUGCCAUCAUUACUGACGAGUCUAGCAAAUUACUACUGAAAAAGAGCAACGAUACUCAAACCUCUUGGAAGCAACCGCAACAACAUUCAGGCAGUUCUGCACGAAGUGAUAAUCCCAUUACUGCUAUGACUAAAGCCAAGGAUGUGUGCCAAGCCGUAGAUACGAUGACGCGAGUCAUCAAAAAUAACUCGACGGUACAAAGGAAUAAAUUCACCGAAGGAUUGGACUUCGCCUCGAUCGUCGAUUGGACGUGCGAGCUACGGCCUAGCAUGAAAAAACUGCGACAAGCGAUGGACGGUCUGCUGAAAACUGCUAGACUGACGCAUUCGGUAUUUCGAGUACAGGAAGAUGCGAAGAGAGCUCAGCGUGCUUGUAACGUCAGAUAUAGACGAGACGUUUGUUUUAGUCAAGCACUGACCGCAUUGGUAUCCGCUCUCAUGGCAAAAUUAUGGUGCCAGCGUCCAGAUCCGCUGUUCCUCCUUAUUUUAACGACACUCGGACCUCUCGCAUCCUUCGAAGGUCUUCUUAGUUACUAUGGAAAUGAAAUAGACAUGUGGGGUGACAUGGCUGUAGCUGUUGAGGACAUGCACACUGUUACAUUCACUCUUUCUCGUUGUGGCAUCAAUUCGAGAAUCCACGAAGGAAAAGAUGGGACCGUAAUCGCGUCACAAAUUCCUCUUCCACGAGUAGUAGGAUCCCGUGCUGCUCUGACAGUAAUGCUUCCAGUACCUGACGCCAUAUAUUCGUUGCUUCCACUCGUUCCUGCCUCCCGACAGACCCUCUCCUUCAACAUAACUCCAGUUUUUUUCAACAUUGGCAUUAACGAAAAAGCCACAUUAGCCGAAAGCCUUGGAACUACCGGUCCUCAGGAAAAAAGCAAUGUUGACAACUUCGAUCGACUGAACGAGUAUUAUUUGAGGUUUAAGAAACUCAAUUUGCCAACUGAAACCGGAACCACGAGACUUGGUGCUAGAUCGCCGAUCAACCGGACCCUCGUCGAAAUGAUAAACGAUUUAAGGUCUCAGGUUCACGCGAAAGUAGCAAAAAAUACUUCCGUGUUACAAUUGUCUUCGCAAAUAUGUCGCAGAAUGAAAGGUUUGAGAUUCACAAGCUGCAAAAGUGCCAAAGACCGAACAGGAAUGUCGUUGACCCUCGAGCAAGUUAAUAUUCUGGCAUCGGAGUAUCAUCUCUCGGAGCAUGAAUUCUUGCGUGCUUUGGACUGUAUGCGCAGUGAGGGUUGCAGACGUGAAAAUACUUGGAAGAACAUAGGUGUUCGAAAGUACACGUUCAAGAGUGCGAUAUCGUCUUUGCCAAAACUGUAUCGUCCGCCAACAGGGACUUACGGAUAAAAAGAUUCGUAGCCACGAGAGGAAAGAAACAGAGUGUGCAAAUCGAGGAGGAGUGAGAAAAUAUAGUAACGAAAUGACCAAGUACAAUAUCCGUGAAUAUAAAUCGGAGAAAAAAAUUAUUUAAAAGUAGAAAGCCGAUCGAAGAAGAAAAGGUCAAGCGUAACGGACGUUUUUUCGUGAAUGAAGUUCCAUCUCGUUGUUCCUCCAACGAGAUGGAAAAAAAAAGCAAAGAUAAAAAAAGAGAUUGAGGCUGUCGCCUCGUAAGUGAUGAGAUUCCUAUUGUUUUUCUUUUUCUCUUCCGAAUAAAUUAUUGAUACAGAAUUAAAA
Molecule: messenger RNA, 4957 nt
Organism: Venturia canescens
Lineage: Eukaryota; Metazoa; Arthropoda; Insecta; Hymenoptera; Ichneumonidae
Product: inositol polyphosphate-4-phosphatase type I A
Exons: 16
Coding region: 659-4630 (1323 amino acids)
Cellular component (GO): cytoplasm
Molecular function (GO): phosphatidylinositol-3,4-bisphosphate 4-phosphatase activity
Source: RefSeq, a predicted model, not a curated record